Molecule: messenger RNA, 1027 nt
Organism: Striga asiatica
Lineage: Eukaryota; Viridiplantae; Streptophyta; Magnoliopsida; Lamiales; Orobanchaceae
Source: the annotation of a GenBank genome assembly
UUUUAUCAAUGGUAGUUUCAUUUUCUAAAGAGAAUACAAAUAAAAUAAUGUACUACUAUGCAACAUUCUAUUCUAUAGGGUCCCCCCCCACUCCCCCAUAAUACAAUCAUGAACCUAUCUAAUGUGGCCACACUUGUAAUAUUGCACAACACAAGUGGCAAACUGACCCAUCAUAUUCUAUAUAAACAUCAAAAAACAAAAAACAUCACUCAUCCAUAAUUGUUCAACCAUUCUUAUCAUCAAGCUCAGCUCAGCUAAGCAAGAAAAUUGACCAUCAUGGCCAUGGCUUUCAAGAUGGCGACGAUGGGUAUGAAGGUCGCUGAGGAGUGCAAGGAGUCGUUCAUGGAGAUGAAGUGGAAGAAGGUGCAUAGGUACAUAGUGUUCAAGAUCGACGAGGGGUCCAAGCGGCUGACUGUGGACAAGGUGGGGCCCGCCGCACAAGGGUACGAUGACCUGGCGGCAGCUCUGCCAGACGAUGACUGCCGAUAUGCUGUCUUUGAUUUCGAUUUUGUCACCGUAGACAAUUGUCGCAAGAGCAAGAUCUUCUUCAUUGCAUGGGCCCCAACAGCAUCAAGAAUUAGAGCCAAAAUGCUUUAUGCAACCUCAAAAGAUGGAUUGAGGAGAGCUUUAGAUGGCAUCCAUUUUGAACUCCAAGCUACAGAUCCAACUGAAAUGGGAUUUGAUGUCAUUAAGGACAGACUCGUAUAAUUGAGAAGUAUUAAUGAUGUUUUAGUCCAUGAUUAUUUCAUAAUUAUAAUUUACGAUUUAUGAAAUCAUCAUUUAUGAUUUAUGAAAUCAUCAGGUAGUGGGGUCAUGUUACUUUACAUAAUUAAUUUAAUUAUUCCACUUUACCUAAUAAAUUUAAUUAUGCCACUUUGAUAUGUUAGGUCUACCAUCAAUUUUUCCAAAGUGGGGUGCUCUUAAGUUUUUCAAUUCACCCUCUAAUUACCUUUUUCUACUUUGUUCUUGUAAUGUUACAAAUGUUCUUUAUGCUUUCAUUUGAUCACUAUAAUUUUAGAAAUAUAAA